Otolemur garnettii (small-eared galago) is the source of this 1135-nucleotide messenger RNA. It is a transcript of the gene CUNH20orf96, whose product is annotated as chromosome unknown C20orf96 homolog. NCBI's taxonomy places the organism in Eukaryota, Metazoa, Chordata, Mammalia, Primates, Galagidae. Bases 1 to 1089 code for a protein of 362 amino acids. The record is from RefSeq and is a predicted model, not a curated record. The transcript is spliced from 11 exons.
AUGGAGAACGAAUUACAGAAAUCCAACCGCUCUUGGACUUACUUCACGGUCCCCAAGUUCCGGAAUCUGGAUUAUGUUCCAUGGCAGCGGUCCAAACAGAAAAGCAAACUAUCUACUCUGCUUUCAAUCCCAGAAGACAGAGACAAUGAUAAAAGCAAAAUGAAGACUUUGACUAGGAGGCAGACAGCAUUGUCCUCCAAGUCCUCCAUAGCGGUGCCAAACCAGGUGAAGAAUGCACGAGAACUCCGCAAAUCAGAGAAGGUGGACUCUGGGAUGAUGCAUGCCCAAAUCAGGUUAAUGAAGAUGCUGAUCAAGAACAGAAAGACCUUGCUCCAGGAGCUCCGCAACCACGAGACCUUCCUCACCAAGCUCAAUCUGGAUCUGAUCAGCACCAUCCAGGACAUGGAGGACAGCACAGCCCUGAACGUGCGGGCAAUGCUGCAGCAGCAGGACAUCCUUACGACCAUCGUUGACAUAUUGGAGACUUCGAACAAUAAGAGGCUGCAACAGUUGAAGUCUGAGCUUCAGGAGUGGGAGGAAAAAGAGGAAUCCAAGAUGAAGGGCCUAGAGCAGCAAGUGAAGCAGCUGGAUGCCAAAAUCAAGAAGACCAACGAGGAGGUGAGCUUCCUGAGCACUUACAUGGACCAUGAGUAUCCUGCCAAGUCGGUCCAAAUCACCAACCUCGUGCGCCAGCUGCAGCAGGUCAAGGACAGCCAUCAGGAAGAGCUGGAUGACCUUAGUGAGCUGCGCAAAAGAGUCCUGAAGUCUUUGGCUGACAAGAUGCAGAAUAAGAAAAUAAAUAUUCUGAAGUCUCUGGUGGUGAAAACCCAGUCUCCCUACCAGGACGCUCUUCUACAGAGGACUCAGAAUAGCCAGGCCAUGUUGAGGUGCAUGGACAAGUUCAAAAAGUUUAUUGACCAAUUUGAAGAAGAAAUACCCAUCUUAAGGGCUGAGGUGGAAGAGCUCCAAAAGAAGACCCUGGAACCCCGAGAGAUCAUAUUUCAGGAUGUUUUGCUUCGAAGACCCAAGUGCACCCCAGACAUGGACGUCAUCCUCAACAUCCCUAUGGAAGAGGUGCUGCCCUUUUAGAUGGUGAUGCCAUGGGUCCCCCCUCCACUCCCUGCCCUCUGCCCAG